GAACUACAUUUCCCUGUUUCUCUCAGCUGUCCGAUAUUACGACGUGUCGUAAAAUUCAGCUAACAGCAAAACCGAGAUGGACACCACCAAAGACCCCUGACAGUUUUUAGUGUUUAUCUAAGUGUUAUCAAAACAUCUUAAUGUAGCGAAGGCAGGCUUCAGCACGCAGGACUGGUCUUGGACAUGGAGGAUAUGGAAGAUGACAGCUUAGACACAAAAGACGACCAUAACCACAACUGUUGUGCGAGCAGCAGUAGCAAAGUCCGCACGUAUCUGAGGAGCCAGCUGUCGGGUGUAGCGACGGUUCUGCAGCCAGCCUGCCCAUUGGUGCCGGGUGGAGAACCGGGGACGCGACGAGGGAAACUGUGGUCCGGCAGCACCGGGGGGUCAAAGUUCAUGGACUCGGAUUCAGGCAGUGAGAGCAGCGAAGUCAGCGAGACCGACUGCACGGCUCCGCCAGCCGCUGUUGAGGGAAAAUUCACCCUGGAGUCUACUUCCAAGUUCCUUUUGAAUGCAAUGGCUGUAGAAGACUACCGGAAAAACCACUGGCCAAACCUGGAGAAGGCAAUUGACCGUCUGCUGAUCCAGAAUCCCACAGACCACAUCUCUGUUUCCUAUGCACAGAUAUACAGUUACGUCUACAAGUGUGUUUGUCAGCAGCACUCUGAGCUCCUCUACAAUGAUCUGAUAAUAAAAUUAACCAAUCAUCUGCAACAGGUUUCCACCCAUCUACAAGCGAGCCCACCCGAAGACUUCAUUGAGAACUUUAAUGUUGCGCUGACGCAAUACACAGCUUCUCUUCAGUGUAUAGUUCCUGUUUUUAUGUACUUGAACAAGUUCUACAUCGAAUCAAAGCUGAACAGAGACCUAAGGGAGGAUCUGAUGAAGCUGUUUGCUGAUUGCGUAGCAGAAAUACAUCUGAGCACACUGAUGCCUCUUCUCAUCAAAGCUCAUUCCAUGCCGUUUCAAGUGCAGCCAUCUACCAUGGCUAGUGUGGUUAAAGGCCUCUACAGCCUCCGACCAGACUGGGCCAAGUUAGCACCGGCUCUCUUCUCCGGGUUUAUCCCGCAGAUCAACCCUCCCGCUGUGGAGUCUCUGCUUCCUGACUACGCUGCUCAUGACCAGAAGUUACAGAUGGAUCUCUCCAUGAAUGGAUUUCCGAGAGGUGACCAGUCUCGCAAGCGUGCCAGCGAAGACUCCUGAUAGCAGAGCCGGAGUCCCUGCGGAACUAUUACUGUGCCUCCUACGUCUUUAUCACAAGUUGGCUCACUGCACUAGGUACAAUGUGUCAGUUUCAUCUCUCUCGACUCAAGGUCACAAAACACUGUGAACAACAACAAGGAGAACAUGAGGGGCUGUUGGGCAGAAGCUUAAUCUGACUGCACUAAAACAAGCACACAGACUUCCAUUAAGGUGCUUCCCCUCUGUGAUUAUGAUGCAUCCUGCUUCAGUAUUCGUAGGAUGCCGCUGUGUGAGUCUCUUCAUGUUCUCCUCAUUUGAAGAGUGCCUUCAUGGGGCCUUCUGAUCGGAUAACCCCCUCGAGGGAUAGGCCGGUGAUGGGUAUUUCAUUCCUAACCUUUAACAUGGAAGAGUCUUUUUGAUAGACUGGGCUAAUCAAGACUUUCCAUUGCUGCUAAUAAUACUGUCCAUGUGAUAAACUACAACUCCCUCAGAUUCACACACUGUGUCUGUAACCUAGUGGCUUCACUCAAAACAAAUGAGUGUUUAAAACAAAAAGAGAACUAAGUCAUUGACCUCAACUCAACUGAAUCUCUUCCUCAUGUUGCCUUUACUGUGUUGGUAAACCGGAUUGUAUUUUCCCGUUACGCCAAAGAGGAUUUGCAGUUUUAUUUUCCUUUUGUAUAAAUAUGCAUUGGAUUCAAGCUGGCAUUGUUAAUGUUGUAUACUGUCUGAGUCACUGAGCCAUUUCAUGUUUUUAUACUAGCAGGUUUUCAGUUUUGGUUGACUUGUUUGUCAAACUCUAACUUUAAACGUACUGUUUUAGCAUUGCAUGCAGGAAGGGCAGGGACUGCCAUGUAGGACAUUACACUGUUUGCCACAAAGCUUAAACAUCCACAGAUUAGCCUUCUUUAAUUUCUAGACAAUUUACCCAAAUCAUCCCGAUACUGUAAAUAAAUCCAACCUGAUGCAUGAGUUUUACGGAAUGAAUGAUAUGCAGAUACUGUUUGGUUCGUGUCAGCCGUGCUUGUAAGACAUGUAGAGCCUGUUCAUGAUGUAAAUAGUUGUUGGUGUUUGCAUAGUGGUCAGUGUACCCUAGCUUUUUGUCACAGAUGCAUUUUUGUUAAAUGAUUCACUUGAAGUAUUUGAUACAAGGUCUUACACUGUUUUAAGUGUACAUAGAUGCUCAGGCUUGCUUUUCCUUUCCCGCGGUGGGUCUUGGUUAUGGUUCUCAUUGUCUUUCAAAUAAACAUAUUUCAUUAAUUGUUGGACAAAGAGGGGAUUUUGUUUUUGUACUUUUCAAGAUUUAAAAUCUG
Molecule: messenger RNA, 2495 nt
Organism: Trematomus bernacchii (emerald rockcod)
Lineage: Eukaryota; Metazoa; Chordata; Actinopteri; Perciformes; Nototheniidae
Gene: cacul1
Product: CDK2 associated cullin domain 1
Exons: 8
Coding region: 184-1203 (339 amino acids)
Biological process (GO): ubiquitin-dependent protein catabolic process
Molecular function (GO): ubiquitin protein ligase binding
Source: RefSeq, a predicted model, not a curated record